AGGAAGACAAAAACAAUUCGAAAGGUAAAUUGCAAAAACCCUAGCUUUACAUGAUGCGGCCGCCGAUUCCGAAAGCGAUACCAGAUGACGACGACGGCGACUCUUCACAGAUCAAAGGCUUCGAGGUCGAUGAUGAGUACGGCAAGAGGUUGUUGCACAACAAGAAUCGCGUGGAUCUGCAGCGACUCGAGGAGAUGAAGAAGAGAGGUGUCAUCGUGGAUGAGGAAGAUGAUGAGCCAGAAUCUGAGCCUGAUGAUGAUCUUGAUAACCCAGAAAGCGAUCUCAGAUUCGUUGAUGUGUUGCUUAAGGUAAAGAACAAGGAUCCUUCGAUUAUGGACAAAAAUGCUAAGUUCUAUGAGUCUGAUGAGAGUAGUGAAGGAGAUGAGAAAGAGAAGAAGAAGAGGAAGAAGAAGGAAAAGAAGAAGAAGAAGAUGUAUCUGAAAGAUGUUCAGGCACAGCAUUUGCUUGAGGAAGGUCCUGAGUUUGUUGAGGAAGAUGAGGAGAAGAAGGUGACGACUUACGCUGAGCGGCAGAGAGAAUUGAGGAAGGCUGUAACCGAUGCUUUGGAAACUGGAGAGGACGAGAGUGAUGAUGAUCUGUUUAGAGUUGUAGAGAAGGAAGGAGAUGAUGAUGAUGUGGAGGUUAACGAGGAGUUGGCUAAGAAAAUGGAUGAGUAUUUUGGUAAAGAAGCUGAAGUUUUUGAGAACCAGUUUUUGAAAGAUUACUUGGUGAAACAGCUGUGGAAGGAGAAAGAGGAGAUCGUAGUAGACGAGGCGGAGUUGGAUGAGUUGGAUGAUGACGAGGAAGCUGUUUGGGAUCAAGAGGAUUAUGAGAAUCUCUACAGGCACGAAGAGAAUGCUGGGGAGAUAAUUAUUAGUCAGUCUAGGGUUGUGGAUGGGUCGGUGAGGAAGAAGGACAGUGCUAGGAAGGCACAGAGGAAGAAUAAAGAGGAGAGGAUGAAGAUGGCUGAGAUUGAGAGGAAGGAGGAGCUGAAGCGGCUUAAGAAUGUUAAGAAGAAGGAGAUGAAGGAGAAGAUGAAGAAAGUGCUUUCUGUUGCUGGUUUUAAAGAUGGAGAAGAAUGUCCGCUUGAUGCUAAAGAUUUUGAUGAUGAGUUUGAUCCGGAGGAGUAUGAUAAGAUGAUGAAAGCUGCCUUUGAUGACAACUAUUAUGGUGCGGAGGAUUCAGAUUUGAACAGUGACGAGGAUGAUGAUGGGGAGAAACCAGAUUUUGAUAAGGAAGAUGACUUGCUUGGACUUCCCAAAGAUUGGGAUGUGAUUCAGGGUGGGGAUGGUUUUGUAGCCGCUAGAGAAAAGGUUCUGAAGCAAAAGGAGAAGGUUAUUGAUGAUGAUGAAGAAGAAGAAUCUGAUGAGAGUAGUGAAGGAGAUGAGAAAGAGAAGAAGAAGAAGAAGAAGAAGGAAAAGAAGAAGAAGAAGAUGUAUCUGAAAGAUGUUCAGGCACAGCAUUUGCUUGAGGAAGGUCCUGAGUUUGUUGAGGAAGAUGAGGAGAAGAAGGUGACGACUUACGCUGAGCGGCAGAGAGAAUUGAGGAAGGCUGUAACCGAUGCUUUGGAAACUGGAGAGGACGAGAGUGAUGAUGAUCUGUUUAGAGUUGUAGAGAAGGAAGGAGAUGAUGAUGAUGUGGAGGUUAACGAGGAGUUGGCUAAGAAAAUGGAUGAGUAUUUUGGUAAAGAAGCUGAAGUUUUUGAGAACCAGUUUUUGAAAGAUUACUUGGUGAAACAGCUGUGGAAGGAGAAAGAGGAGAUUGUAGUAGACGAGGCGGCGUUGGAUGAGUUGGAUGAUGACGAGGAAGCUGUUUGGGAUCAAGAGGAUUAUGAGAUUUCCUACAGGCACGAAGAGAAUGCUGGGGAGAUAGUUUUGAGUCAGUCUAGGGUUGUGGACGGGUCGGUGAGGAAGAAGGACAGUGCUAGGAAGGCACAGAGGAAGAAUAAAGAGGAGAGGAUGAAGAUGGCUGAGAUUGAGAGGAAGGAGGAGCUGAAGCGGCUUAAGAAUGUUAAGAAGAAGGAGAUGAAGGAGAAGAUGAAGAAAGUGCUUUCUGUUGCUGGUUUUAAAGAUGGAGAAGAAUGUCCGCUUGAUGCUAAAGAUUUUGAUGAUGAGUUUGAUCCGGAGGAGUAUGAUAAGAUGAUGAAAGCUGCCUUUGAUGACAACUAUUAUGGUGCUGAGGAUUCAGAUUUGAACAGUGACGAGGAUGAUGAUGGGGAGAAACCAGAUUUUGAUAAGGAAGAUGACUUGCUUGGACUUCCCAAAGAUUGGGAUGUGAUUCAGGGUGGGGAUGGUUUUGUAGCCGCUAGAGAAAAGGUUCUGAAGCAAAAGGAGAAGGUUAUUGAUGAUGAUGAAGAAGAAGAAGUAGAAGUAGAGGAGGAGGAGGUAGAGGAGGAGAAGGGGGCAGAUGGUAAGAGGAAGAGAAAGCGGAAAACGUCUCUAGUACAAAGAGCCAAAGAAGCUUUGAUGGAGGAGUACUACAAGCUAGACUAUGAGGAUACAAUUGGGGAUUUGAAAACAAGGUUUAAGUAUGCGAAAGUACAACCUAACAGUUAUGAACUGGGGACAGAAGAGAUACUCACCUUGGAUGACACAGAUCUG
Molecule: messenger RNA, 2600 nt
Organism: Camelina sativa (false flax)
Lineage: Eukaryota; Viridiplantae; Streptophyta; Magnoliopsida; Brassicales; Brassicaceae
Source: RefSeq, a predicted model, not a curated record